Glycine soja is the source of this 598-nucleotide messenger RNA. RefSeq lists its product as uncharacterized. NCBI's taxonomy places the organism in Eukaryota, Viridiplantae, Streptophyta, Magnoliopsida, Fabales, Fabaceae. The coding region runs from base 46 to 408 and encodes 120 amino acids. The transcript has 2 exons. The record is from RefSeq and is a predicted model, not a curated record.
CAAUACAAUACCAAUGGCCAUUUCCAUCAUUGCUAUUCUCAUGUCAUGUGCUUCCCAGUAUAUAAGGACCACCUCACCUUCUUUUCAUUUCCUCAUUCAUUCACAAAUCUUAGUUACUUUAUCAGUAUCAUUCAUCACAAUAACAAGAUGAGUUCAGGAAUUAGAGCAUGGAGUGUGGCAGCUAGUGUUGGAGUUGUGGAGGCCUUGAAAGACCAAGGCAUAUGCAGGUGGAAUCAUGCUUUAAGAUCAGCUCAACACCAUCUCAAAAACCAUGUUGGCUCAUUCUCUCAGGCUAACAAGCUUUCUUCUUCUGCUAUGAUCUCCACAACACUAAAACAUGAGAAGGCAAAGCAAUCAGAGGAGUCCUUCAGAACUGUCAUGUACUUAAGCUGCUGGGGCCCCAACUAGAUAUCAUAAGUCCAAUAAGAAAAUAUUCUUUCUCUUUUAAUUUCCAGAAAUUAUCAAGCUUAGUCCCAAAGGAAGAUGAGGGUUGAGAUUUCUGGGGUCACAUUGUAUAGUAUUUGAAGUUUGUUUUGCUCAUGUGACAAUCAGUUUGUAAAUUUUGAUAAAUGAUAGUGUUUAGCAUUGCCAAAUUUCA